Oryzias melastigma (Indian medaka) is the source of this 2878-nucleotide messenger RNA. It is a transcript of the gene phf19, whose product is annotated as PHD finger protein 19. Gene Ontology annotation, molecular function: DNA binding; chromatin binding. Bases 273 to 1943 code for a protein of 556 amino acids. Gene Ontology annotation, biological process: chromatin organization; regulation of DNA-templated transcription. NCBI's taxonomy places the organism in Eukaryota, Metazoa, Chordata, Actinopteri, Beloniformes, Adrianichthyidae. The transcript has 14 exons. The record is from RefSeq and is a predicted model, not a curated record. Gene Ontology annotation, cellular component: nucleus.
CUACUAAAAAAACACAUCCUCUGAUUCGCGGGAAAGCGAAAAAAAUGGCGCCGGCGAGAGUUUGAAGCUCGGAGCCGCCAAACAGAGGCAGAGGGAGAGGAGAGUUGACGAGAAGGAGGAGAGGACAGACGGCGGGACUCUGCUGCGGCUCCACUGGCUCGAUACCCCCGUCUGUCUGCCUGCGGCUCCCGCCGGCCUGUUACCGGACCGAGAAGGGCUCCGAGCUCCAGAGGACCGAGAGAAGGGCGUGAUUGGAUCCGCCUGAGAGGAGGAUGUUUGAGGACCUGAUCGAAGCCUUCUGUGGUCUGGAGCCUCAGGUGUCUCCGGGGGGCGAGGGAAGCCAGAGCGGGACUCUGCCAGAGGUUGAGGGGGCGGAGUCCAGUCUGAGUGUGGGCCAGUUUGUGCUUUGCCAUUGGUCAGAUGGACUAUACUACCUAGGAAAGAUACAGAGGGUGAGCCCCCCCAGACAAAGCUGCUUUGUCACAUUUGAGGACAACUCGAAGUUCUGGGUCCUCUGGAAAGACAUCCAGCAUGCCGGAGUGCCGGGGGAGGAGCCUCGCUGCUCUGUGUGUCACAAGGCGGAGCCAGACCCCGACGGCCAGCCCAAGGUCAACAACCACAUCCUGAUUUGUGGGAAGUGCGGCAUCGGCUUCCACCAGCUGUGUCAUACUCCUCCAGUAGAGGGCAGCACCCUGAGCCCUUGGUUCUGCAGACGUUGUGUCUUUGCUCUGGCUGUUCGGAAAGGGGGCGCUCUGAAGAAGGGGCCGAUAGCCAAAGCUCUGUGUGCCAUGAAGCAGGUCCUGUCCUACAACCUGGAGUCUUUGGACUGGGACUCUCAGCACCGAACCAAUCAGCAGCAGUGUUACUGUUACUGUGGAGGCCCCGGAGAGUGGUACCUGAAGAUGCUGCAGUGCUUCAGGUGUCAGCAGUGGUUCCAUGAGGCCUGUACUCAGUGUCUUCAGGAGUCCAUGAUGUUUGGAGACAGGUUCUACCUCUUCCUGUGUGCGGUGUGUAACAAAGGCUGCGAGUACAUCCGCCGUUUGCCCCUCAGGUGGGUGGAUGUGGUUCACCUGGUUCUCUACAACCUGUCAGUCAGCAGCAAGAAGAAGUACUUUGAGCUCGAUGAGAUUCUGGCCUUCGUAUCAACCAACUGGGACCACUUACAGCUUGGAAAGCUAUCUAACACUCCUCCUGCAGACAGGGGGCAGCACCUGCUGGAUGCUCUCAAUAAGUACAAGAGCAAGUUUCUGUGUGGGAAGGAAAUCAAGAAGAGGAAGUGCAUCUUUCGUUUGAGGACCCGAGUCCCGCCCAACCCCCCCUCCAAACUUUUACCUGAGCGUGCUCUGCAUGAUGGGGGGCGGACCCAGAAGAAGACCUCAGUCAGUAGUUCAGCUGAGAGAAAGAAGAGAAAAUCCAAGUGGCUUCUGGAGGAUGCUAUUCCUAAUAGCGAGUUGUCCUGCAGCUGGACUUCCAACCACCACAUGGCCAACAUCUUUGAUUUCACCUUGGAUGAGCUCCAGAGCCUGAAGAGCAGCUCCAACAGAACCGUCAGCGUUGAUCAGGAUUCCACUGACGCAUCCACCUCCGGCUCUGCCACCACCAGUGCCUCCUACCGCCUCAAGAGACGAGUGGGCAGCAAGAAGAGAAAGUUACCUAGCAACAGCUACAGCCAAUGGGCCAAUCGCAGUGAGGCGGACGAGGAGCCCGCCGAGACCGCCGAGGAGCAAGCUGCUGCUCCCGACGCCCGUCUGAACACGGAGCUGCCACACUUUCUGUCAGACCCCGCCCACAUCCCGUCAGACUCCUCCCUCCUCCAUUCCUCCAUCUCCUCGUACUUUGGCCGGCUGAGCAGUGGGGAGAGGUACCAGGUGCUGGCUCGCCGUGUCACUCCUCAGGGGACGGUCCAGUACCUUCUGGAGUGGGAGGGAACUACUCCCUUUUAGGACUUUGACCAGUCACCUCAUAUAGGCUCUGUUUGAGCCUUUGGUUCCUCUGCGUCCUCACCAGCCCGACAGCUGUCUGUGCAUCUCUGCUUUUCUAUUGGUCUAACUCAAACGCAGCAAAUCUCAGCUUGACAAAGAAGUUUUGCUGCAGAAGUGAGCACUUAUCGCCCCCAUCCCGCUGUCUCUGUGACUGACCCUCAUUCCUGUGGCUGUUGGGCUGAUGUGGAUGUAGACGGCAUCAAAGCUGCUCUCAAACCUGUGAAAACAGUAUUUAGUGGAACCGUCGCUCAGCCAAAGACGCAGUCUGAAGUGAAGCUCGUUCUGAGUGUUAUUGAAGUUCUGCUCUGUUCGCUUUGAGGAGCCGUUUGUGUUAAACUGUCGCUCGUAUUGUUGCUUGUGUUGCACCCCACCCCCCACCCCCAAGCUGUCAAACAGCAAACUGAGCCACCCGCCCUCAGUGCAUUUGCAUUCGCUCUCCUGUUCUGGACCUCCUGGUUCGGUUCUGUUACGUUUGAACAGAGAGCACCAUGUCACAUGUUUGGCCGUGGCGCCAGAGUCGACGUGUUCACAGAGGACGUCAGGGUCAUCGGGCCACAACAGUCUGUCGCCACUCCAGCCUCCUGCACUGCACACACAACCACAUCUAUGCAAACACCAGCAAGGUCCCCCACAGAUAAUCAGCCAGAAGGUUAGCUCAAAGCUAACACAGCCCUUUGUUUUAAAUGAGAAGUGCUAACAGUGCUAACAGUCUUUGAGACCUUAAACUUUCACUGUGUCACUUUAAUGCUGCAGCUCCCCCCGCUGCCAUGGUAACCCUGCUCUUCUCCCAUUGGCCUGUUUGAAUGGUUGUUGUGAUCACGUGACUGCAUGUUUAUCUUUUGUAGGAGCAGCUGACCCACCAGCUUUUUAGAAUAAAAAAAGAUCCUGACCUUUGA